Messenger RNA from Meira miltonrushii, 3660 nucleotides. RefSeq lists its product as uncharacterized. The transcript has a single exon. Gene Ontology annotation, biological process: DNA-templated transcription; regulation of DNA-templated transcription. Lineage: Eukaryota; Fungi; Basidiomycota; Exobasidiomycetes; Exobasidiales; Brachybasidiaceae. The record is from RefSeq and is a predicted model, not a curated record. Gene Ontology annotation, molecular function: DNA-binding transcription factor activity, RNA polymerase II-specific; zinc ion binding; DNA binding. Bases 289 to 3483 code for a protein of 1064 amino acids.
GGGAAUUGACAGGGGAGUCAUACUAUCAGAGAACAUUUUAUUGGUCGAAUAGACCAAGCUUACAUCUUACUGUCAUCAUCAAAUCACUCAAUUGAUCGCAACUGGGCAACCUUUUCAACCAUAGGACUUGUCAGAUCAUCUUUUCAGGAGCAAACAAGAGUCAUCCUAUUACUCCCCAUCCCUAAGCCGAACAAAUCCGAAAUCAGAAGAUUGCUUGAAUUAAAUUCGAAUCAGAAAAUCAAUCAUCAUACUUGCCCUUAUAUCAUCACAUCACUUCUAAUAGAAACCAUGGAUGACAGUCAAACCCAAUCAUUUGCAUCCAAUUCAGAUGGCGAGGAAGCAGGACCAUCUUCAGGUAAUAAAGGUGGAGGAGGUCAAAAGAUGAAUAAAUCCGUUGCUUCUCCUAGUAAUACGAGCAAAAGUGGCAUUAAAAGACAAAGGGUACACUUUUCAUGUACAGAAUGCAGUAGAAGAAAACAGAAAUGUAAUCGUGAAACACCUUGUCAACAUUGUAUCGCAAGAAAGAUACCGGAAAGAUGCAAAAUAUUCCAACCUGGAGAAGAUCCAAACGAUUUAACAACGAGAGUAUCUAGAUUGGAACAAAGCGUUAAUGAUAAUUUUGAACGGAUGUUCUCCAUGGUCAAUACUCUUGUUAACUCGAGUGGUAGGGUAGGAAUACCGAAAGGCAAGCAAGCACAGGCGCAUUCGAAUGGGAUAGCCAGUUGGCGUGAUCAAAUAAAUUCAAACGCUGCAAAGUAUGACAGUGCUGAGAAGGAAGCAGAAGGAAGCGAAGCUGGAGAUGAAGUCGUCAUUUUCCCAAAAUCAGAUGAAAUUGAAAGACCAAUACCCGCUGGAUCAUCAAUGGACGCUCGAUUCAAUUCACUAAUUUCCGAUUCAGUAGAUCGUCAAGGCGCUCUUUUUCGAGAUCCUUUAUUGGUCACAGAUCCUAUGGCACACAUAGAAGGAGCAGCUCAAUUGGAUGCCGUCAUGUUUGAACUAGGUGCUACAUUUAGCAUUUCACAAGUACUGACAUCUGCUAUGCCGCCACGUGAGCUUUUCGAUGAAUUGAUUGAUCACUUUUUCGUCCACAACAAUUGGUUACGACAACCGCUCAGUCGAAAGCGAAUGAUGAAAACAUACGAAAGAUUUUGGCAAAAUGGUGGAAUCUUACACGUGAACAACAUCAAUGCUUAUUCUACAUUUAUGUUGGCAGCCGCGAUCGGAGCUAUCACUUAUCGUGGAAGGCUAAAAGUCUCAGAUGAUCCUCGUAUAAUCCGAUUGACUACGAAAAGGAUGUUCUUUGCUGCUCGUCAAGGUCUUUUGAUCAGUACGAUGCUGGGUAGGGAAGACAUUCAACAAGUCGUUGCCUUCCAUUUGGCCGGUCGCUAUCUAUUCUUAGACAGAAGAGUAUCUGAAGCUUGGUCUUGUGUAGCGAAUGGCGUUAGAUCAGCUUUGAGUAUCGGUCUGCAUCGAGAUGGUUCCAUCCUAGGCUUACCAAGCGAAGAAAUUGCAGCACGCAGAAGGAUAUGGUCUAUCGUCUAUUUCGGAGAUCGAAUACUCUGUAUGAACUUAGGUCGUCCGACGGCAAUCGAUGAUAAUGUGGUCGAUACGGAAUUAGUGGAUGAUUCGGAUCCUACCGGUGAAUUUGACGAAUAUAUGAAGGUUUUACCUGGAGCAAAGAUACCUCCAGGAGAAAAGCCAAGGUUCCUCACGUUCACCCGCGUACGAUCACGACUUGCAGUCGUGAUGGGAAAGGUGGUCAGAAUAUAUCAAAAUGUCCAGACUCCAGCCCACUAUAGUGAUGUAGUGGCUAUUGAUCAUGAGCUCGAUGCACUUCACAAGACCUUUGCCGGCCAUCUUCGUUCCGAGUUUGAUGCCGCAGGAGAAGUUCGCAAUGUCAACACAGAUUGGGACAGUGUGUAUGAAUUCGUUCCCGUUCAUCGGUAUUUGCAACAGGCUGAAUUAUUGUUCAUUCGGAUGUCGCUUCAUCGAUCUUACCUCUUACGUCCAUCUUAUCGCGGGUCGGCUGGAAAGGGAGGAGCGCAUCAACAUCAUCACCAUCCUCAUCAUCGGUACAACUUUAGUCGUAGGUCAUGCAUUGAAGCUGCUUAUCAAACAUUAAAGUUAAGGGCCGAUUUAACAAGGACAAUUUAUAGCCGAUUGAGAGAGGGAGAAAAUCCACCUUCAUGGGUAGGUCAUUUGGGAACAUUCAACACAACAAGUGCAAUUGUCAUUUUGGGUAUUUACUUGCUGAUGGAACCUGACGCAGAGAAUGCAGAUAUGCUCUUAAGACCUCUUAGAGCAUUUUAUGAAUUACAACUCUUGAAACGCAAAAGGAUGGGAGGCACGUAUGACGAAACGAAAGAACGUGAAUUUACAAUCUUACGGUUAUUCGUUGAAAGAAUCGAUGAAGCUCGUGCAGCAAAAGCAAAUCGAAACAGAGGAUUGGGUGGAAAGCGUGGAAAUGAAGGAGACAGUGUUGAAGAUCAUAGACCGAAAAAGAAUAGUAGGCUUGGACCUCAAUCCUCUCUAUUGCCUUCCGAUGGAGAACAGGCUCACUUUGUAGAAAGUCCAACUCAACGUCAAAGCAAAGAAGAAGAUACUGCAACCGUUUUGUUGGAUCUAAAUCAAGGUGCUGAUGCAAGACGUAAUAAAGCACUGGAACAGCGCAAAGCUAAAGAUCAAGGAAAAGAUGAAGGAUUACCUUGGCCUUAUUUGCCAAUGAGAACGCCACAUCAUAAUAAUUCAAACGAAAGUCCUUAUGGAUUAGCAUCUUCAAAUAGCAGUGCAACAAAUAAUCACACCCCUCCGAUGACAACGAAUGGGAUGAACACCAGCUCUUCAGGUUCUACAGAUGAUGCGAAUGGCGCUUCGGUACUUCAAAUGUUUGAAUCAUGGUUCCGAUAUAAUGCGUUCGAGAAUAUCGACGUGGAUGCUUUGGGUACCGGUGCUCAAAGAUUGUCGAACGCAUCUAGUCUUCCUACUGCAGCAAACGAAAGCAAUCCUACUUCGAUAUCUCCAUUCGUUUUUGACACAAAUUCGGAUGGUCCAAAUACGGCCGCACAAGGAAGUUGGAACGGAGGCGCAUCCAAUACGGGACCUCUUCCACCACCACCUUUGAUGAAUUCAGCACAAUCUUCAAGCGUACCUUGGUCUACUGUACCUAUGCCAUCGUAUAGCAAUAAUUCAAACAACGAUCAAUCAAAUCAAGUACAACAACCUUCUGCUUCAUCUAAGUCAAAGCAAGAUCAGUCGAUCAUGGGAUCAACUAAUUUCACUAAUCCUGCAACAUCAACUUCGAUGAGCGGAACGGAUAUUUCGGCACAAUUGGCUGGAAUAGGUAUUCCUCCAGGGAUGAAGAAUUCCUUCUUUGACGGAUCAUCGCUCGUUGAUCCAAAUUCUGAUCCUGCACAGAACAGCAUCAACGCAGCUUCUUAUGACCCAGCAUUUUGGCAAAGUUUAAUGGAUAAAAUAUCUGGAUAAAGGAUAAAAGGAAAAAGGGCUCUCUGUAUUAUUACAAAAUCAUAUACACUAUUAUUACAAAUCGACCUGUAGAUCCAUCUUUUUGGAGAUUGCUUUCAUGUAGCCUAGACAUUGCGUUUCUAAUUUUUGUUUCUGUUGUUGAAGUUCGCUGUAGAAUGUAUCGAAUUCAGCGGUAAU